Molecule: messenger RNA, 1104 nt
Organism: Staurois parvus
Lineage: Eukaryota; Metazoa; Chordata; Amphibia; Anura; Ranidae
Source: the annotation of a GenBank genome assembly
CUCGGGUCAGCUGACUGGUCACGCGGUUCUCGUGGCAUCAGGCGGUGCCCACCCCCGGUGUCACGUGACGGCGGCGGGUGGAGCUGCUCGGUUGAUGCGGAGUGGUCGGUCCGGUGUGUGAACAUGAGCUUUCUAAGUGGUUUAUUUGGUCCGAUUUGUGAGAUUGAAGUGGUACUAAACGAUGCAGAAACCAGGAAGCUGUCUGAGAUUAAAACGGAAGAAGGAAAGCUAGAAAAGCACUUUUUGUUCUAUGAUGGUGAAUCUGUAGCUGGAAAGGUCAAUAUUGUCUUCAAACAGCCGGGAAAAAGACUAGAACAUCAAGGAAUUCGUAUUGAAUUUGUCGGGCAAAUUGAACUUUUUAAUGAUAAAAGUAAUACACAUGAGUUUGUCAACCUUGUCAAAGAAUUAGCUUUGCCUGGGGAGCUGACACAAAGCAGAAGUUAUGACUUCGAAUUCAUGCAAGUUGAGAAGCCUUAUGAAUCCUACAUAGGAUCAAAUGUUCGGUUGAGGUACUUUCUUAAAGUGACAAUAGUGAGGCGCCUUUCGGACUUGGUGAAGGAGUAUGAUCUGAUUGUUCACCAGCUCGCUACAUAUCCAGAUGUCAAUAACUCCAUUAAAAUGGAAGUUGGAAUUGAGGACUGUUUGCACAUAGAAUUUGAAUACAAUAAAUCGAAAUACCACUUAAAAGAUGUUAUUGUGGGAAAGAUCUACUUCCUACUGGUCAGAAUAAAAAUCCAACAUAUGGAAUUACAGUUAAUAAAAAAGGAAAUUACUGGAAUAGGACCUAGUACUACAACUGAAACAGAAACUGUUGCAAAAUAUGAAAUUAUGGAUGGGGCACCUGUAAAAGGAGAGUCUAUUCCCAUCCGGCUAUUUCUUGCUGGUUAUGACCCCACACCCACAAUGAGAGAUGUGAACAAGAAGUUUUCUGUGCGUUAUUUCUUGAAUUUGGUCCUUGUCGAUGAGGAGGACAGAAGAUAUUUCAAACAACAGGAGAUCAUUUUGUGGAGGAAAGCACCUGAGAAGAUAAGGAAAAGAACCAAUUUCCACCAACGCUAUGAGCCCAGUGAUCCGCAAGCAUCAGCUGAGCAGCCAGAGAUUUAG